Messenger RNA from Puntigrus tetrazona (Sumatra barb), 2543 nucleotides. RefSeq names its product protein O-fucosyltransferase 2 (gene pofut2). Gene Ontology annotation, molecular function: peptide-O-fucosyltransferase activity. The transcript is spliced from 9 exons. Gene Ontology annotation, biological process: protein O-linked glycosylation via fucose. Lineage: Eukaryota; Metazoa; Chordata; Actinopteri; Cypriniformes; Cyprinidae. The record is from RefSeq and is a predicted model, not a curated record. Bases 132 to 1466 code for a protein of 444 amino acids.
AUGUUUACGGUUAUAUUAAACUUUGAUAGCUGCGAAAAGGAGCGAACGCCUAUAUUAAACCGGGUCGGGAAAGAGGUGACGGAGUUGCUAGGCAACUGUACCGACGCCGGAAGUGCGUGGCUACAAAAGACAUGGCGAACAAGAGGGGAACAGCUGUGCCUGCACCCUCUCGUGAUAUUUUACGAUCUCAUUCGGUAUUAAUCCUUGCCUUUUUAUUAUAUAAAUUCGCUUCCGCUUCAGAGGGCGAUGCAUUUCGUGCCGGACAGUCGAUAUUGUCUCCGGUGGCUGCGGCAUCACGGGAUGUUCGAUACCUCCUGUAUGAUGUAAAUCCACCCGAGGGCUUCAAUCUUCGCAGAGAUGUAUACAUUCGCAUGGCCUCUUUGCUGAAAACGCUGAGGAAAGAGGGCGACUGGGUGCUAGUGCUGCCUCCAUGGGGUCGCCUGUAUCACUGGCAGAGCCCUGAUAUACAUCAGGUUCGAAUCCCGUGGGGGGAAUUCUUCAGCAUAACCAGUCUGCAGGCUAACAUACCAGUCAUGGAGUAUGAGGAGUUUAUUGCCGAGUCUGGGGGUCCCUUCAUUGACCAGAUCCUUGUGCUGCAGAGCUAUGCAGAGGGCUGGACGGAUGGGAAAUGGGAGGAGAAGGUGGAUGAACGAGUGUGCAUCGAAAAGCUAAUGUACUCAAAAGACAAACAGGGUUAUUACAGAGGUUGGUUUUGGGGUUAUGAGGAGACCAGAGCGUUGAAUGUCACCUGCUUAUCUUCUCAGGGACAUGCCUCUAUCUUGGCUCCUGUCUUACAAAAUAACUUAACCGCCGUGUCAGUAAUGCUGGACAGAGCUGAGACUGUCCUUCAUGACCACUAUGCUGGGAAAGACUAUUGGGAUACACGGCGAAGUAUGGUGUUUGCCAAACACCUGCGUAUCAUAGGAGAUGAGUUUAGGGCCAAGUAUCUCAACUCCACAGACAAACAGGACCAGACCUCGUACAACGAAGACUGGACUCGAAUGAACAACAGACUGGGCAGCGCUAAGGGAGGCCCUUACCUGGGAGUGCACUUACGUAGGAAAGACUUCAUCUGGGGGCACAGAGAAGACGUGCCCAGCCUCAAAGGAGCAGUGAAAAAGAUACACAGUCUCAUGAAGAAGCACAAGCUUCAAAAAGUCUUUGUUGCCACUGAUUCAGAUGGAGAAGAGCUCGCUAAACUGAAAAGGAUGCUACCUGAGAUGGUACGAUACGAGCCCACCUGGGAGGACCUGGAGCUCCUGAAAGAUGGAGGGGUGGCCAUCAUAGACCAGUGGAUUUGUGCUCAUGCUAGGUAUUUCAUUGGAACAUCAGUUUCAACGUUCUCUUUUAGAAUACACGAGGAACGGGAGAUCCUGGGUUUCGAUCCUAAAACCACCUACAACCGAUUCUGCGGUGACGACGAGAAAGAAUGCGAACAACCAACACACUGGAAAAUAGUUUACUGAUCACACAGAACUUGAUACUGAUUAUUCAGACUAUAGGCUAUUUGAUUUCUCAGAUUUAAGAGAAUCCUCUAUAUUUUUAAUGCUUUUGCUGACCAUGUUGAAAAUACAGUCUUUUAAUGGAACAGUUGAAUAUUUACACCCUUCGGGCCAUCCAAGAUGUAGAUGAGAGUCUUCAUCAGAACAGAUUAGGGGAAAUUUAGCAUUAAUUAAUUUGCUCAUCGGUGGCUUCUCUGCGGUGAAUGGGUGCCGUCAUAAUAAAAGCUCAAACAGCUGACUAAAAACAUCACUGUAAUGCAAAAGAAAUUUUGGAUAACCUGAGGGUGAAUAAUUUUUCAGCUAUUUUUUUUAUAUAUAUUUAAGGGUGUACUAUUUGUCCAAUGGCAGUGCCAAUGGGUUUUCACUGCAUAACAAGUUAGUUAAGGAAGGUAAGGUGAGACGUAAGUGGAAUAUAUCAAAUAACUUUGAUCUCAUAUCUUGUUUUAGAUGUGUAAUUUGUAUAUGCUGCUGCUCUGUUCUCACAGUUCUUUGAUUCGGAUUGUUGAUACUCAAGAUGAACUGUGUAUAGCACUGUGAUCAAAUCUUUUAUGAAAACGGUCAACAUUAUUUUUCACCCCUGUUCCCGUCUUUUGAAGUGCUACGUGCCAAUUAUUUUCGUCUCAGCACAUUUUAUGCCUUUGACAAAUAACAUGUCUGAACAUCCAGCGUUAGUGUUUGAUAUUUCUGUCAGUAUUGUGCCUGUCUGCUAUUUGGACAAAUGAAAAUAGUGCUUUCACAGACUUUGCCAUACAGUAUUUUUUACACUCAGUAAGUGUUUUUUUUCCCCUUUCGUAAGAUGACGUGAAAGAUUCCGGGAGGUGUACAAAACAUGUCGGUAAAGAUAAGUCUCUGGAAUGGAAGCGUUUGUUUUCAUAACUUGAUGACAGACAGUAGAAGGGGUUUGUCUUGUAUAUUUCUUCUUGUUCAGAAAUGUCGAUUUAUGUUUACCAUUCAAAGAUGUACUGUAUAUUCAUCAUGUGCAGUUUUUCUAUAAAUGUUUUCUUGGUUUAUUUUCUAAAUGAAAUUUUAAUGAUCACUUGA